Molecule: messenger RNA, 327 nt
Organism: Branchiostoma belcheri (Belcher's lancelet)
Lineage: Eukaryota; Metazoa; Chordata; Leptocardii; Amphioxiformes; Branchiostomatidae
Product: leucine-rich repeat transmembrane protein FLRT1-like
Exons: 2
Coding region: 1-327 (108 amino acids)
Source: RefSeq, a predicted model, not a curated record
AUGAAGAGGUUUUUGGUUCUUCUGCUGAUCAUCCUGAAGGAAGCUCGCCCGACCGCAGCCCACAGCUGUAGCUGUUCAUCAGACUUUUGUUGGUGCGGCAACAGAGUCCUCACCAGUGUUCCUCAGGACCUGCCGACAGACAUCACUACCCUCUACGUGACUCACAACUCCAUCACAACCUUAAACCAGUCCGACUUCUCCAGUACCGACACCGGAACCUUCAACACCACCCCGCAGCUUCGCGAGCUUCUUCUUCAGAACAACAUCAGAUGGCGCCAGCUGUCCCACCUGAUGCGCUUGGUCGGCGCACCUGGGCGACAGGUGUAG